GGGGGGGUCACAUAUAAUAUACCCUGGAUGCCCCCGUUGUCCAACAUCAAGCAUCCCUUUUCUUGCCCUGCACAGCUCCAGCAUCAGCCAUGGCACCCAAAAAGGCAAAGAAGAGAGCGGAGGGAGCCAACUCCAAUGUUUUCUCCAUGUUUGAGCAAGCCCAGAUCCAGGAGUUCAAAGAGGCUUUCACGAUCAUGGACCAAAACAGAGACGGCUUCAUCGACAAGAACGACCUGAGAGACACCUUCGCAGCCCUCGGUCGUGUGAACGUGAAGCAGGAGGAGAUCGACGAGAUGCUGAAGGAGGCCCCUGGACCAAUCAACUUCACAGUCUUUUUGACCAUGUUUGGUGAAAAGCUAAAAGGUGCCGACCCUGAGGAGACCAUCCUCAAUGCCUUCAAAGUCUUUGACCCUGAGGGCAAAGGGAUCCUGAAGAAAGACUUUGUCACUGAGAUGCUGACGACCCAAGCGGACAGGUUCACCCCAGAAGAGAUGGAACAGAUGUUUACAGCGUUCCCUCCAGAUGUGGCUGGUAACCUCGACUACAAGAACCUGGUCUACAUCAUUACACACGGGGAGGAGAAGGACCAGGAGUAAUGUUUUGGUUCCCCCUUUGUACCAGUGCUGUGCCCCUCGUGUCUCAGCCCUCCCCUGGUGACAGAAGAGAGUAAUUGUGAAGCCCAAUAUGGGCGGAGCAAACAUGCACUGUCAAUCAUUGACUAACAUGGACUAAUCACAGAAAACUGUGAUUGGUUCACCUCAUUGAGUCAUUGAUAGCACAUUGCAUGACCUCUCCUCAAACAAGCAUUUCUUAUUUGUACAGACUUCAGCCCAACUUCAAGCCCUCCAAGCCUGGUCUCUUCAAAAGAGAUUUUGUAUUUCAAAACAAUCUGUUGCUUAAUUUAUGAAGAGUGUUUCAUUUUGUGUUUGUUAUGGAACAUCAAUGCUUUAUUCACAUCUGGGAAUUAAAGACAUAGGAAUAUACCAUAACAAUAAAUCAAUAAAUCUUCAAAUCUCAGAGAAUAAA
Anguilla anguilla (European eel) is the source of this 1026-nucleotide messenger RNA. RefSeq names its product myosin, light chain 2b, regulatory, cardiac, slow (gene myl2b). Gene Ontology annotation, cellular component: myofibril; cytoplasm. The coding region runs from base 90 to 596 and encodes 168 amino acids. The transcript has 7 exons. Gene Ontology annotation, molecular function: calcium ion binding. The record is from RefSeq and is a predicted model, not a curated record. Gene Ontology annotation, biological process: cardiac muscle contraction; heart development; muscle cell fate specification. Lineage: Eukaryota; Metazoa; Chordata; Actinopteri; Anguilliformes; Anguillidae.